CAUCAUAACAAACAAAAUAAAUUCUCAAAAGCAAAGUCUGCGAAUAAAAUUUAAGAAUUUCAGUCAAUUGUGAUAAAAUCUCACACUAAAAAUGGUUGAUAUUAGAGGUCUCGUCGCUGUUGCAUUUCUCGGCUCCAUUGGAAUGACAUUGGUUAUUCUCGGCAGUGUUUUGUACGAUAAAUGGUGGCCAUUCUUCGUCGUUUUGUUCUACAUUUUGGUGCCGGUACCGACAGCAUUUGCUAAAAGACAUUUAAAUUCCAUGGGCGAUGGUACAGGAGGCACGGAAUUUGCACUUUUCCUCACACUUUCGUUGAUUAUCAGUAGUUUUGCGUUGCCGAUUGUGUUGUCACAUGCCGCUGUGAUCGCAUGGCAAAGUUGUCUCUUAACUUUGUGCGGAAAUGUCGUCGUUUAUGCAACACUUCUCGUCUACUUCCUGAUGAUUGACUCCGACGACGGUUUCCAGAUCUAAAGAGUGACCAAAAAUUUACAGACUUAAUCAUGAAUUUCAACAAAAAUUGAAUUCGAACGACUUUUUAGAGAUUUUUUUUUCCUUUUUU
Molecule: messenger RNA, 557 nt
Organism: Culicoides brevitarsis
Lineage: Eukaryota; Metazoa; Arthropoda; Insecta; Diptera; Ceratopogonidae
Product: leptin receptor gene-related protein
Exons: 4
Coding region: 92-469 (125 amino acids)
Biological process (GO): late endosome to vacuole transport via multivesicular body sorting pathway
Cellular component (GO): endosome
Source: RefSeq, a predicted model, not a curated record